Messenger RNA from Racocetra fulgida, 467 nucleotides. Lineage: Eukaryota; Fungi; Glomeromycota; Glomeromycetes; Diversisporales; Gigasporaceae. The record is from the annotation of a GenBank genome assembly.
AAUUGUUCUCAAAGAUUUGGAAUUCCGUGAUAUACAUUCGGCACUUCUAGUUAACCGAGAAUGGUGUCGGGCUGUCGUUCCAAUUUACUGGAGUGCUCCAUUUAGUUUUACCCACAAAAGGAGUAUGACCGCAUUAAAGAUUUAUGAAAUGUUUCUUGAACAGGGAAGUAGUACGUCUGCACAGAGUGAAGCUCAAAAGGUUCUACCAUUUUUCGAUUAUCCAUCAUUUAUCAAAGAACUCAAUUAUACGAGUUUAUUGGCUUGCAAAGGAGUAUAUGAAAGAAACAAAACAGUUGAAUCAAUACUUCAAAUGUUAACAGACCGUGAAAUUCGUCUGGAAGCUUUAAUUAUGGAGAAUACCGGUACAAAUAACGAAAGAGCUUAUGGGUUAUGGACAACACCAUGCUAUGCCCCAAUAUUCAUCAUUGGCAAAAAAUUGCAAGAAACUGGUAUGUUUGUACUCAAAC